Molecule: messenger RNA, 1175 nt
Organism: Drosophila obscura
Lineage: Eukaryota; Metazoa; Arthropoda; Insecta; Diptera; Drosophilidae
Product: loricrin
Exons: 2
Coding region: 144-1151 (335 amino acids)
Source: RefSeq, a predicted model, not a curated record
CGAUCUAUGUAUAAAAGCUACGGGAAGCUCGAAGCUGGCAUCAUUCACCUACCGGGAACAGCUCGACGCGCACAGGUGUUCCUUCCACACCGCUUCCACACACAAUUAGAGAAUCUCAGAGAGAGUCAACGGAUUCAGCUAACAUGAAGGUCUUUAUCUGCCUCUUGGCCACGGUCUGUGCCUGCAAUGCCACCUUCCUGUCGUUACUGGGCGGCGGCGGCGGUAGCGGCGGCGGCGGUGGAGGAAGUAAGACCACAUACAAUGUCAUUGCCACGCCCAGCUCAGGAAGAGGUCAUGGCGGCGGCGGCCACGGCGGCGGCGGAGGCGGUGGACACGGAUAUGCCCAUAGUCACGGCUAUUCGCAUGGAGGCGGCGGCGGUGGUGGCGGAGGCUCAGCCCAGAUCAUCAAGGUCAUUCUGCAAGAGGGCCAAGGCUACAGCAACGGUGGUGGAUCAGCUGGAGGCAUCGUGGCCAGUGGACACAGCUACGGACAUGGCUAUGCAACCGGCCACAGCCACGAUCACGGCCACAGCCACAGCCACGGCUCCUAUGGCGGUCAGCAGGAGCAGGUCUUCAAAGUCAUCGAGCAAACCCCAGCCCCAGCUCCUGCUCCAGUUGCUUACCAUGCAGUAAGCGGCGGCGGCGGCAGUGGCUACUCCUAUGGCCAGGGUCAGUCGUCCCACUCCUAUGGGCAGUCCUAUGCUUCUGGCCACGGCUAUGGCGGAUCCUCCUCCUACGAUGUGCAGCAGUUUAAUGCCAUACUGCCACAGAUUCUCCAGCUGGUGCUGCAAGAGGACGCCUUCGGCGGCGGCGGUUCAGCUGAUGUGGGUGCCAUCAACGGGCAGCUGAUCAAUGCUUACGGCAGCAAGGGCAAUGCCAUCAUCAUGAAGGCCGAUCAGGCCCAGGGCGCCUUUUUCAAGAGCGGUCACGUUGUGCAGCGCGGAACUCUGAAGGUGAUGCGUGUGCAGGACAAUCAGCAGCAAAAGGUGCAGUCUGGCGCUGCUGCUGGUGGCUGGAACAACGGCGGCUCCUCCCAUGGUGGAGGUGGCUGGAGCAACGCUGGCUCCGCUUCCAGCAGCGGUUGGAGCAGUGGUGGCUCCGCUCCCAGCGGUGGCUGGAGCAGCGGUGGUCCCCCUUCUUCUGCCUGGUAGUUGCCCCCUCGCUGCCAGCUUAGU